UGCUUCCACUGCAACGCCCAUCCUCCAAAUUUUCGGUAUCCCUUGCUGGUCCUUCGCGUGGUUGGCUCUGGUUUUCUUCAUCUUGUAUAUAUCACGCAUCCUUUAGGAACCGAGUUCAAAGGGAGCAACACCGGCAGUGUCGCCUGGCAUGCAUUUCACGAAACCAGCAUGGGUGAUGCACGGGGACUCGUCUGGGAAAACCGAUUCCGCGAAACGGCUCUCUAUCUUCUCUGUGCAUGUCCAUCCCGACGGCUCUCGUAUCGCGACCGGUGGGCUGGAUGCCAAAGUACGAAUAUGGAGCACCAAACCGAUUCUGGUUCCGGCGUCCGAGCUUUCGAACAAGCCACCAAAGUCGUUGUGCACGUUGUCGAUGCACACUGGUCCAGUGCUGUGUGUACGAUGGGCUCAUUCUGGGAGAUGGCUCGCGAGUGGUAGUGAUGAUGAGAUUGUCAUGAUUUGGGACCUUGACCCAAGCGCCCGGGGAAAGGUCUGGGGCUCUGACGAGAUUAAUGUUGAAGGUUGGAGACCGAUGAAGCGCCUGCCGGGGCAUGAAAGUGAUGUCACUGAUGUGGCUUGGUCUCCCGGGGAUCGCUAUCUCGCGUCGGUAGGACUGGACUCACAGGUUCUUGUCUGGUGCGGAUAUACACUGGAGCGUCUGCGGAAACUUGACCAGCACCAGGGCUUCGUCAAGGGAGUGUGUUGGGAUCCUGUGGGCGAGUUUUUGGCAACACAGUCGGAUGAUCGUUCCGUCAAGAUUUGGAGAACGACAGAUUGGUCUCUUGAAGCCGAGGUCACGAAGCCGUUUGAAGAUUCCCCGGGGAGCACUUUUUUCAGGAGACUGAGUUGGUCGCCCGACGGUGCUCAUAUUACUGCCUCGAAUGCAACAAAUAAUAAAGGAUUUGUAUUCAUUGCUGCGGUUAUUACGCGAAACACAUGGACGUCCGAGAUCAGCUUGGUCGGCCACGAGAAUACUGUUGAAGUCGCGGCUUACAAUCCACACAUAUUCUUGAGAAAUCCCAAUCAGCCUGUUUCGACCUCAAACAUCUGUUCCGUCGUUGCUUUGGGCGCCGAUGACCGGUCGGUAUCCGUAUGGCAGACAAAAACAGCACGACCACUCAUUGUUGCUAAGGAGGUCUUUGAAAGGCAAAUUAUGGAUCUGAAUUGGUCAUGGGAUGGGCUAACUCUGUAUGCUGCAUCGUCAGAUGGAACGAUAGCUGUGUUCAACUUCGAACCAGAUGAGCUUGAGGGCAUUGCUCCGCAUUCGGUUCAAGAUCAAUACUUGUCGAAGUUUGGCUUUGUUCCCCCACCUAUCCCCAAAGGAUAUUCCCACGUUCCCACGCAGAGCACCUCCACGCCAUCCCCCUCACACACUCAUUCACAGACCGCUGGGUUUGACAAUCACGUUAAUGGGAGCGGCGGUGAACGAGUUAACAUGCUCGCCUUACGCAAGUCCCUGCUGCAGCCAACUGGCGCCACUCCGAUGAACGGACCAAAGCGAGCUUCUUUGAUACCCAUUCAAGAGGCCAAAAUGGCUGUGGAUUCUCCUCCUCACCAGGCGCAGACUACGUCGUUUUUCCCUUCUCCGAAUGAACAGCCUUAUUUCCCUACUCCAAAAGAGCAACCCUUUGAAGCCCCUUCCAGCUACAGGUCCCGGCACGCAGAUAUUGAUAUGGGAGUUCCGAUUGACGCGUUUGACAUGUCUCCGAACAAGGGAAAAAGAAAGGCAUCAGAUGAAGAUGAAGAAUCCCGGCCGGUGUUCAGGACUUUGGGAGGGGACCGUCCUCGUCACAACAUACCUAUCACAGAGAUUACAAGUUCGGGAAUGGCUAGCCAAUCGACAUGGGGCUCGAGCACUCUUAUCCUGCCAACUCCUGCUACGGCUACCGACUACGUGUUUGAAAGCGUGAAUUCUGAAGAGACCGGUUUGUCAGAGGUGUCAUUUGUGAGUGGCAAGCAGACGCUCUGGCUAGACUACUUGUCCUCGCCGGCGUUAGCUAUCAAAGCUACGUCGUCGUAUUGUGCUGUGGCUAUGCAAGAUGGAUCAGUGAACGUGUAUUCUCAUACUGGAAGAAGGAUUAUGCCGAAUUUGAGCCUUGGCGCACCUUGUUCUUUCCUGGAUGGCGUGAAGAAUUCGUUACUAGUCAUCACUGCGUCCGGUCAGGUUUACUCCUGGGCCGUGAAUAAACAGGCAUCAUUCUUCCCUCCAGUAUCCAUCGCACCACUUUUAUCACCCAAUGUUACUAUUUCCUCAGCCACAACCCGUGCCAACGGUUGUCCAAUCUUUAACUUCUCCAAUGGUGUCGUCUAUUCGUAUGAUCCACAACUCUCCGCUUGGGUGAAGGUUACAGACCGAUGGUGGUCAAGCGGCUCUGACGUUUGGCCCGGGAGACAGCGUUCUUUAGCACAGUCUGCCAAUCGCGGUAUAUUGAGUGCACUAGAAGCGAGUGUAAACGAGUCGCCUGAUGAGAGCGCGGCGGAGAAACCGAGGCCGUCUUGGUGGGGGACAGCGCUAACGUUGGGACACUUGGAGACGCGGUUGCUUUCUGCAAAGUUGUUGGAUAGCCCGUCGGAGUAUAAGCAGGCACUGCUGCUGUACUCGAAGAAGAUUGCGGAUGAGGGAUUCAGGGCUAAGGCUGAGGAGCUGAUUAAGGAGCUCUGUGGACCUGUCUAUUGGCGGUCGGCAGAUGAACAGCGGGAGGUUACCUGGUCGCCUUAUGUGGCCGGUUUGUCCAAGCGAGACUUGCUCAAGGACGUUGUAUUGGCACAAUUUGUGAGGAGUAAGACCCUAACGAAGCUGGCUAUGGACUAUCAAGAUUUGUUGAAGAAGAUUGCCACUUGCUAGCGAUGAUAUAUGAUUAUGAUUGGACCGACGGACUGUAUAUAUAGUAUAUUUUUUUAAUCCUAUGUAGCUAUACCAUUUACUCUGCUCGGGAUUUGAGCC
Molecule: messenger RNA, 2941 nt
Organism: Desarmillaria tabescens
Lineage: Eukaryota; Fungi; Basidiomycota; Agaricomycetes; Agaricales; Physalacriaceae
Product: histone transcription regulator 1
Exons: 14
Coding region: 149-2842 (897 amino acids)
Biological process (GO): chromatin remodeling; DNA-templated transcription; regulation of DNA-templated transcription
Cellular component (GO): nucleus; chromatin; HIR complex
Molecular function (GO): nucleosome binding; protein binding
Source: RefSeq, a predicted model, not a curated record